Pimephales promelas (fathead minnow) is the source of this 2048-nucleotide messenger RNA. Lineage: Eukaryota; Metazoa; Chordata; Actinopteri; Cypriniformes; Leuciscidae. The record is from RefSeq and is a predicted model, not a curated record.
UGAUGUUUUCCAUUUUCUACAGGUUCCAGAGUUCAUCCAGUUCCUCACCGUCAAAGGAGAUCCACAAACGAGUGCAGAGAAUCCUCAGCAGCUCUGGUCCCCGCUGCAAGCUUUCCUUUGUACGUCACCCCUGAGAUUGCAACGCAUGUAAUGCUGUCAUUCAAUGCGCACGUUAACCCAUGCAAACUGAUUCUCCAAAACACUCAUUAUAGCACAUGUCAGUGUUUCAAACGUCCUCCAUUGAUUCUGUCAGGCACUCUGUAUUCUUCACAUCCAUUGUGUCAGGAUGUGCUGCCACUGUCUUUCAGGAAGUGAACGAGGAUGAAGAGAGUGAGGCGGGUUCAUGUGGGUCCACCCACCCACAACAUGGUGACAGCUGGCUGCCGCAGGACAGGCUAAUUCCUGGGGAACCAUCUGUUCAUUUAGACAACGGCACAUUUUGGAGUAACAGAGCGGCCGUCUACUCUGGGAAGCCUCACAGAGCUGUGUUUGAGGACAGUUUGAGCAAAAUCUACAAGAACCUCUACAGAAACGCUUCACAGCCAGGACACGGUGGAGAAAGCAGCUGGACACAAUGACCAAAGACAUGCAACUAGUCUUUUAAUGCAGUGGUUUUCAAUCAUGGUCCUGGAAACCCACUUUUCUGAAUAUCGUCCACUUGGAAUUAUAAGGUUCUAUAAGCCCUGGAGGCUGACGAGGGCAUGGCUGAAUUAGAGCAGGAAGCCUCCAGGGCGGAGCAGGCUGAGGGCAUGACCAGAGCGGAGCAGGACGAGGGCGUGGCUGAGCAAGCUGAGGGCGUGACCAGGGUGGAGCAGGAUGUGGGCGUGGCAGAGCAGGCUGAGGGCGUGACCAGGGCAGAGCAGGACAUAGACGUGACCGAACAGGCUGAGGGCGGAGCAGGACAUGGACGUGGCAGAGCAGGCUGAGGGCGUGGCCAGGGCGUUGCCAGGGCGGAGCAGGAUGAGGGCAUUGCCAGGAUGGUGAAGACCCAACUCCAAACAAGUACAAGGAAGACUGGCAGAAGAAUACAUACACUAUCCAUGAAACAUAAUCAAGAACCGACAAGCACAGACUGAACCAGAGAGAACUAAAUACAGAUAGGUGGAUGAUUGAGGGAGUGAGUUCAGGUGUGGAGACAAGAGGAUGCUGGGAAGUCUAGUGAAGAUGACGAAGACAGAAUGGUGCAGUCAAAGACUUGACAAUUAUAGUCAGUGAAUAAUUUUUCAAUGAUUAUUAAACUUUAUGAAUUAAUUUGCUGAAGCAUGUCGAUUUUCUUGCAGUUCUUAAAGUCUUAAAGUGUCUUAUUUUUUACCAUAUUAAGGCUUAUAGGUCAAAUAUUUAACAAUUUAAUUAACGGGGUCUUAAUUACAACAAUAAACGUUUGCAAGUUAUUUCAGCCAUAUUGAGGUCUAGAGAGAAAGCCAUUUUACCCGGUCCACUUUAGCUGGAAUAAGGUCCUGCUCGGAUGUAUUACAGUGGCUGCUUUCUGUCUAAGCAAAAGAAAGAUUAAAGUAUAAUUUGUGCAAUAAUGUGUUUAAAUACCCACCAAAUUGAUAUCAAAAAUGAAGAUUAUGCACUGGGGAAAAUAUUUAGACCUACCUUGCUUAAUUUGAAAUGUUCUAAAUACAUGGAAGUGCUAAAAAAAAUAAAUAAAUAAAUGUCAUAGAAAGGAUAAAAUUUUACUUUCUAACACAUGUUGAGACAUUGUUACAACAUUAUUAUUUUUUAUUUAAUGUUCAAAUAAUGUUAGAAUUAGAAGGUUCUAUCUGCAUUUGAUCCAUUCCAAAAAUCCCCAUUUACAAAUUUGAGAGGAUUUUGAUAUUUUAUGUUUAGAAUACAUUUAGGGACCCUGUUAUUUUCAUGUUUGAAAGAAACUUGUUCCCCAUAUAAAUUUUCCUAUAUGUAAUGCAAAAACUUUGAAGCGCAAUAUCUCAAAACUGCUCAGAAUGCAGAUAGAACCUUAUAAUUCCAAUGGGACGUAGUGUGUGUAAUCUUCUGCCAGUCUUCCUUGUACCUGCUUGGAGUUUUUGAGUAAAUGUUUUGUAUUG